AUGGAUCGAGCGUGGGUUAUGCCGAAUAUCUUGACCCGUGUAUGCUCUACGGUGAAACCUGUUUUAAAAUUGAAUCUGCGCGCUGGUGUGCAUACAAAAUACCGACAUGUUGACUUGAACCUGGACGCAGCAGUCCAGCACAGCUGUGACUGCGAUGUGAAAAAGUUGAAUGGGAUGUUAGGGCCAGAGUCUCAACUUGAUCCCAAAAUAGCGCUGCCGGCUAGAACCCCACAGUAUCACCGGCACUUGAUGCUGAUAUCUCCACCAAGCUCUCCAGGUCAGGACCCGUCAUGGAAAUCGGGCUGGCAAAGCAAACUGGAGCUGAACACCCAAUGGCCAUAUUCGGCCAUUGAUGAGCUAAAAUCGCAUCUAAAGCACACACACAGAGGCGAAGGAAUUCUUAUAAACGCUAUUUCCGUGACUCGUGGACCUCUUGCUGAUAUACCGUCAACACCUGGUAAAGCAAGCUUCUUAGCUAUCCCUGACAUGAAAGUAUACGACGUGGGAAGCAGUGAACUUCAGGAGUUCGCUAAUUUUGUUGGGGAAGGCGAGGUCCAGGGUCACGAUAAGGUUUCCUUCCAAAACUUUUUACAAGGUGCAAAUGCUGCUUCCAAGCUCCUAGAUGCGCGAGCAAGUUCCAGUGGAGGACCUGCCUUUAGAGAGUUUCGAGGUCAAGAUUAUCGAAGGGACAUUACUUUGGUCUGCGGUCACCACCAGCGAGACGCCAGAUGCGGCGUUAUUGCUCCAAGACUAAUACAAGAACUCGAUCCUCUGGUGGAUUCUGACUUGGCCGUCAUCUCACACAUAGGCGGGCACAAGUUUGCAGGGAACCUUAUUCUCUACAAGUUUCUAGGGAUCGGCUCCGAUAAAGUGGCCAAGGUUGACGGACUAUGGUUUGGUAAGAUCCUUCCUUCCACAGUACCUACGCUUAUAGAGCAUUUAGAGAGAGGAGAAAUCAUCACACCAUGGUUCCGCGGUGGGUGCUCAUUGAAAAGUAAAUCUCAUCCUGUAUAA
Molecule: messenger RNA, 1014 nt
Organism: Lachancea meyersii CBS 8951
Lineage: Eukaryota; Fungi; Ascomycota; Saccharomycetes; Saccharomycetales; Saccharomycetaceae
Source: the annotation of a GenBank genome assembly